GUCCCUGUCAUAUGACUUCCAUUUCCUGGUACAGCGGCUCAGCUUCAUCUCAAACGCCGCUGAGUGAGCGUCUCUGUCCGGCUUUCUCUUCUCCUCUCCGGUGUCUGGCAUACUCAAAAACUACCAGUCGAUCAUGUCCCGAUAUGCUGCAUUUGUGUUAUUCCUCGCACUCGGAAUUGAAAUCCAUGUGUCGCAUGGUAUCGAGGUGUCGGUCAAUGACAAAGACGGCAAGUUAUGCCUGUAUGCAAAUCUAAUGGUCAACUUCUCAGUCUCAUAUGAAGUCGCCGACAAUAAGAAUGAAACAGUUGAGAUUGAACUUCCUAGUGACGCCAAAACCGCUGGAAGUGCUUGUGAUGCCACAAGCUCAACACUGAAGCUCAAUUUUGGAGAAGGACACUCCUGGAGCAUGAACUUCGCCGUGAAAGAAAAUACAUACCAGGCGGACUCCAUCACGUUUUCCUACAAUCUCAGCGACUCAACCGUCUUCCCCAAUUCUGUGUUAAACGAAACCGCAUCAGUGACCAUGAAGCCUCAUAUUACAGACGUAGGCUUGGACACCUGCUACUCUUGCAAGAGUAAAGACAUGAUCCAGUCCGACUCUGUCAAUCAGACUCUAUGGAACGUGCUCAUACAGGCUUUUGUCAGUAACGGCAGCAAGAGUGACAACCUCACCACUUGUGCCGCUGAUGUGCCCGCGACCACUGUUGCCCCCACUGCUGCUCCCACCCCCACCACCACUCCUACCACUACCACAGCGGUUCCUGUCACAAACUCGACUUCCCCUGCUCCUCCUCCUACGACCACCCCGACCCCCACCCUCCCAUCACCCACCACUGGGAAGUACAGCAUCAAGCCAGAUGAGAACAGCACAGCCUGCCUGUUGGCCGACUUCGGCCUGCGGAUUGGUUUCAAGCAAGGAGACAAAUAUCAGGAGAUGAACUUGGAUCCUAAUGGGACCGUCGCCUCUGGAUCAUGUGGAGUCAACAGCAGUGAGCUGGUGUUGGUGUCCAACUCAAUGACCAUCAUGUUCACCUUUGCCAAUGACACAAAGAAAUUCCGCCUACAUGCUCUGAACGUCACCGCAAAACCAAGCUCCGGCGUAGUGUUUUCUGAGGUGAACAGCAACCUGAGUCUGUGGGAGGCCGCCGUCGGCAGCUCCUACAUGUGUAAUAAGGAGCAGAACUACACCAUCACCAACCUGCUCACCAUCUUCACCUUCGACCUGCAAGUUCAACCCUUUGGAGUGAAGAAGGGUGUUUUCAGUACAGCCCAUGAAUGUUCAUUGGAUGACACCAGCAUCUUAAUCCCAAUCAUUGUUGGCGCUGCUCUGGCUGGCUUGAUUCUCAUUGUAGUGAUCGCUUACGUGAUUGGUCGAAGAAAGACUUAUGUUGGAUAUCAGACCCUUUAAAUCCAGUCUGCAAUCAUGAAAUAUCACGGGGUUCCCAAGCCUGGUCCUUGGGGUUCAUGUGCAAUCAACUUAAUUGGCAAAUAACUUAAAAUUCAAGAGCUUAAAUCUAAACUUGAGACGUAGUUUCAUAAAGAAAAAUUGAUUUUAUUAUCUGCUGGUAUUAAAAGUUAUUGGUCAUCUUGAGACAUGAAAUGCACAUCAAGCAUUUUUGAAUCAGCUAAAGGGUCUUUAAUGAUGAGAUAAAUGUAAAAUCAAUAUCAAGAUCUGAGGCUUGGUGUUCUCAAGGACCAAACUUGUUCACACCCCAUGUUUGUGUUUGUUUUUUGUUGUUUUCUGGAUGUCUUGUCUUUUCCUUUUUUUGUUGUUUUUGUUAAUGGAGCAAGUGCAAGAUCCAUACAAACCCCCUUUUUUAAAUGUAAGAAAUCACAAUGUAAAAUGACUUUUUAUUGAAUGAGACUUCAUACUCUUGUCAGUAUGUUCAGUAUACAGUACAUAGUUAUUUUAAGGCGUACAUAUCUCCAGCACUAGAUAUGUUGUAAUUUCAGGAACCUGCAUUUGCUCUGCAGACAUUCCUUUUUGUUUUUGCUUUUGUCAUUAUUUAAUCUUUGUGCACAUUUUUAGUUUUUACUUCCUUUAUGGUUUGGCUUUUCAUCCCUGCAAUUAUUUGCAUUAUCAGCACUUAAGAAUAACAAUUAUAUCCACAGCAUUUCAGCUGAAAAUCCUUCAGAAACAUAAGGAAGAUAGUCGAGCAGCUUUCUUUUCUUUGCUCCUAGAAUCAUUAACAAGGAUGAAGGUCUACUCCAUUUGGAAAGUUGUCAAAGGAAAAUGUGCUUUAGCCCAUGUUUGCCCCUGUAGAGCAGGAGAAAUAUUUGAAUCAAUGUCCUGAUCAUGUGGCUCCAAUUAUGUUAAGAAUGUGAAAUCAAAAUGUGUGUUUGUUUUGAACGUUGACAGACCUUUUUUUUUUUUUCUCCACAGAAGACAUUUUGAUAUAUGUCGAGCAGUAAAAGCCCAGGUGGGAGUAAUAACAUUAACGAUGUAACCGAUGCUGUCAUUGUUAGUGUUAUUAAUUACACCUGUGCUUCUCAUGUUAUGUCAAAAUGUCUGCUGUUUUAAAAGGUCUCUUACACUUGCACAAGUUCAAGUCAGAGAAUAAACCUGAAAAGAAAAGUCAUACAUAAUACAUUUUGGCAUUAGGUUUAGAAAAGGGACAGUACUAUUGUGUAGAUAUUCACUCUCAGCGCAGAUCAUUCUGAGAGGAGGAUAUUUACAUGUAAAUGCACUAAGGCGCUCUUUAAAUUUUUUGCAUAUUUGUGUUUGAAACUGUGUCACGUUAUUUCACCUGUGUAUAGGCCUGGGCUUGGCCUGAGCUCUGAAAGAUGCAGUUGGAUCAGAGGGUGUUAAAGCUCCUGAUAAUCAAAUCAGUUUAUGUGUUUCUCCUCAUGACUGAACAAUUGAAGUUCAGCUAACCUGCUUCGUCAGGACCAUGUGUGGGUGUUGAAGUGAUCAGAUUUGACUGGCAGAGGCCCGGCAACAUAAACGAACAACCCCAGACUGAUUCAGGUAUUAGAAAAUCCUUUUUUGGUGCAGAGAAGUACACCAAACCAGCGAGAAGAGCACAAACGAAACGGCACAAAUUAAAAUCUGUCAGGUUAAAUAGACAAAACUGGGUUUUUUUUGUUGUUGUUUUUUUUGUAAUGUAGGAGAACAUCACUCAUACUGAAGGGGCUUUCACAUCUGUUUGGUUCAGAUUAAAUUAAUUCUGGUGAAACCAGUUAAAUCAAACUCCAACCGCACUGAGAUUGUCUGAAAAGCGUACUCUGUUGGUCAGUUGGUCUGUUUGAGGUGCAAACAGACCAACUGCAAGAUUUUGUGAUUAUAUGAGAUUUUAGCAUAAAAUCAAAAGUUACUAUUAAAUCAAUCUGCUGAUCAUGAACUGUUAAGAAAGCGAUCUCCCAAUCUAUUUAUGCAAUGUGAUAACCAUGGUAACACUGAUGCACCUCAGUACAGGAGUGUGGAGAUUUUCUCUGAUACAUGAAAGAGUUAAACCAAAGUAUUACCAGAGGCGUGAUGAGCUCUCCUCCCAUAAUAUUAAAGGACAAAAUGCCUUUUUUUUUUUUUGUCCUGUUUCUGUUCACCAGUAUUUACCAUGUGACAUAUGAGGCCUAUUUGCAGUCCAGACUAAUGAUGCUCAUAAUCAGGUUGUUUUGUGACACCAGAGAACAUAAAUGAAUGAAACGAUGAUGAUGAUGCAGGACCACAGUUAUACAUGAGUCGCCUAUGAGUCCGUAUGACUUCAUGGUUACAGCUCUUUUGAAAUAAGCCAGUGAGAACACAAACCAGACCAGAGCUUAAAGGCUUUUAUUUUAUUUUUCUUCUGGUCUUUGAUCCAAAUAAACCCAAACCACUGAUGUGAAAGCACCCAAAGAUCUUUAAGUCAGGGAGUCGGUGCAGGUUGCGGUGAAGCAGCAUCCGGGAUGGAGGCAAGCCCAAGAAUGUGUAUUUUUGUAACGAUAGUAAGCCGAUGUGACACAUUAGUUGCUGUGUAUUGUUGCUUAAUUCUAGCAGAGUGUUAUUUACUGUUUGCUUUGUUCCAACUGGAGCAACGCAGUCGGUUAUAUGAGACUCGCUCAAAUUAUUUGCAUUUUUAAGUUGCUCAGAAAACUUUGCUUCCCCAGGACAUUGUAUAUGUGUAUGAAUAAUAGCUCUUAAAUCAAAUGCAGGCUUGUGGUCGUUGCUGUCUUGUUUAUUUCAGCUUUGUAAAAACUUGAGUUGCCUUAAUUAUAAAGAUGGUUUUGCAGCACUAGUAUAAAUAGUAAUGUUAGACAUUUUUCUCAAGGUUCACCUGUCUUCUCCUCAAUAAAUCAUCCAGUAGGUUUAUCAUCAUGAUAAUAGUGCCUUUAAUUAAAAAAAAAAUCAGUUUUGUACAUUCAGUAACUCAUUAAUACUGUUGAGCUAUUGUUCUGGUAACUUGCUAAGCUUCAGAUCAUUAUUUAAUUCCCCUUCAGUUGUGGAGAACAUUGCACAUGUUCAGCAAAGGGAAUUUGUGCUGCAGGAUCAUCUUCUUCCAGAUCAAUUCAUGUGUGUUAUGUGGAUACAAAAUGACUGCUGAUUUCAUCUCCAUUAUUAUCGUAUUAUCGCUGUUAGUUAUAAUAAAUUGGAUUUCAAAUUGUGUGUCAGACUGACGUGGAGCUUUUUUAGCAUUUUGACAUUCAUGAAAUAAAAUAAAAAUGCGUUGUUGUCCUGGA
Thunnus maccoyii (southern bluefin tuna) is the source of this 4653-nucleotide messenger RNA. It is a transcript of the gene lamp2, whose product is annotated as lysosomal-associated membrane protein 2. The transcript is spliced from 9 exons. NCBI's taxonomy places the organism in Eukaryota, Metazoa, Chordata, Actinopteri, Scombriformes, Scombridae. The record is from RefSeq and is a predicted model, not a curated record. Bases 134 to 1408 code for a protein of 424 amino acids. Gene Ontology annotation, cellular component: membrane.